Messenger RNA from Hipposideros armiger (great roundleaf bat), 1122 nucleotides. It is a transcript of the gene UROS, whose product is annotated as uroporphyrinogen III synthase. Gene Ontology annotation, cellular component: cytosol. Lineage: Eukaryota; Metazoa; Chordata; Mammalia; Chiroptera; Hipposideridae. Gene Ontology annotation, biological process: uroporphyrinogen III biosynthetic process. Gene Ontology annotation, molecular function: uroporphyrinogen-III synthase activity. The record is from RefSeq and is a predicted model, not a curated record. The transcript is spliced from 10 exons. The coding region runs from base 1 to 870 and encodes 289 amino acids.
AUGUCGUCGCUCCCGCUUCCUCAAAGCCUCCUGGUUGGCAUCGCAGGAUACCGCCCCUCUGGGUGGCUUCCCAGUGCCCGGCGCCGAACCGGCACGGCCCCAGCUCCUAGACCUUUCAGGCCUCCUCAAGCCGGCGAGGAAUUAGGAUUAUAUGGACUUGAAGCCACUUUGAUCCCUGUUUUAUCAUUUGAGUUUUUGUCUCUUCCCAGUUUCUCGGAGAAGCUGUCUCACCCAGAAGGCUAUGGAGGACUCAUUUUUACCAGCCCCCGAGCAGCGGAAGCUGUGGAGCUGUGUUUGGAGGAAGACAGCAAAACUGAAGCCUGGAAGAAGUCCCUGAAAGAAAGAUGGAAUGCCAAGUCGGUGUAUGUGGUCGGCAGUGCUACCGCUUCUCUCGUGAAUAAAAUUGGCCUGCAUACAGAAGGAGAAAGCUGUGGAAAUGCAGAAAAGCUUGCAGAAUAUAUUUGUUCCAGGGAGUCAGCAGCCUUGCCUCUUCUGUUUCCUUGUGGAACCCUCAAAGGAGAAAUCCUGCCGAAAAUGCUCAAGGACAAAGGGAUUCUCAUGGAAAGCAUCACUGUCUACCAGAAGAUUCCACACCCGGGAAUCCAAGUGAACCUGAAUAGCUACUAUUCCAAGCAGGGCGUUCCAGCCAGCAUCGCAUUUUUCAGUCCCUCUGGCCUUACGUACAGUCUCAAGCAUAUUCAAGAGUUAUCUGGUGACAACAUUCAUCAAAUUAAGUUUGCAGCCAUCGGCCCCACCACCGCCCGCGCCCUGGCCGCGCAGGGCCUGCCUGUGAGCUGCACGGCUGCGAGCCCCACUCCGCACGCGCUGGCCGCUGGCAUCAGGACGGCGCUCCAGCCCCACAGCUGCUGAGUCAGCCGCCCCGGCGGCCGCCCUGGGCCGGGCUGCUGCCUCUGGGGUGUGAGGUAUCUGUCCUCAAACGCCUGCCUCAUGCCUGAGCAAUCGGGACUCCACCGGGGGCUGGCAUCAGGCCCCCGCACACCGCCCUUCCCUCCGUGCAGGCCACUCGGACCCUGUCCCGCACAUGCCGGCACCCAGGCCCUGCGCCAUCUUCCUCCGGCAGAGGGAGGAAAUCAAAUAAACCACACUGGCUACUUGUGCAGA